This is a messenger RNA of Aethina tumida (small hive beetle), 1710 nucleotides long. Its product is annotated as tektin-2. The record is from RefSeq and is a predicted model, not a curated record. The coding region runs from base 71 to 1351 and encodes 426 amino acids. The transcript has 6 exons. Lineage: Eukaryota; Metazoa; Arthropoda; Insecta; Coleoptera; Nitidulidae. Gene Ontology annotation, cellular component: microtubule cytoskeleton; nucleus. Gene Ontology annotation, biological process: cilium assembly; cilium movement involved in cell motility.
UCAAUAUCCCUGUUUUACUUUAGUUUUACCUAUAUUAUACUUUAUACAAGAAGUUUACAAACGCAACAAAAUGUCUGUAGUGACAUACGAAAAGCCUAUGACCCAUAUCGGCUUAGCCGAUUGGUAUGCCAAACAGUGGAUGCUACAACAAAACAAUGAGAUUCGUCGAAACGAAGCCUUCAAUCUUCGGCACGAGGCUCGACAACUCAGAAAUGAAACACAAAUACGUACAGAUUGGGAUACUUAUCAUAACAAUGUUAGACUAUCGGAGCGAGUCACGCAAUUCGAUAGAGUUCUCUAUGAGCUCCGAGCGAUGUUAGAACGUUUGAACAAAGAAAUGGACAUGUUGAAGAAAGAGAAGUUCGAAGCUGAAAGAGAUUUGGAUGCAUUGGGAAUUCCGAUGAGCGUCAUAUCAGAAUGCAUUUCAAUGAGAGAUUGCAGACUUGGCGUAGAACUAACCUACGAUGACGGAGAUACAGAACUGAAAAAGGAGUUAUGUAUUGUGGAGGGUGUUAAAAAGUUGUUUGUGGACAGACUACAGGCAACUUGGGAGAAAAUUAAUAAGAUAGAAGAGUUGAGGUUUAAAAUUAAUUUGGAAAUUUCAGACAAGUUUGAAGCUUCUGAAAUUGAUAGAGAACAACUAAACCUAGAUAAAAAUUGCGCCAAUAUUACUUUUAAAAUUGACCCUCAACGUAUAGUAAAAAAUUCUGUAACUUAUGAUACGUGGCUUCAACAUACCCAAUACAUAAAACAAUUGGCUGACUCCGAACUUGUGGACACUUAUAAGUUUAGAGAGGCCCUCUUCGUAGUGCGGGAGAGAGCUAGAAAUGACAUGAUUGCUCAGCGUGAUCGCGUCGAUUUUACGCUCAGAAAAAGGAUUUACGAAACCCAAAAGGCACGAAACGAACUCGAGUGGCAACAGUUGAAAAUGAAAUCCGAGAUGGAAAAUGUUGUGAAGGAAAUUAAGACUUUAAAUGAUCAUCUCCAAGCCAAAACAGAUGCCCUUAAGUUAUGCGAAACUCGACUUGAAAAUAGAUCCUACAGACCAGGUUACGAGUUGGCUAUUGAUGAGGUUGAAGAAGGAUUAAAAGCUGAAGUUUUGCAGCUAAGAAGUAGUCGUCAAAUGUUGACCGACAAGAUCAAUUGUGCUAAAUCAAUUUUAAAUGCAUUAGAAGAUCAACAAGUGCUUAUUGAUGAAGAUCUUGGCAACAAGAAUCAGUCUUUGAUGUCUGAUGUUCGAUGUUUGGAUAUGCGAAUUAGAUUGAGACAGGGUGACAUGACUGGACCAACGACUGACACUGACAGAAACAUCCAACUAACUCAUAUGGAAAGUGAAAUACCUCCCGCUUAGUAUUCCAUUGUUUACACAUUAUUACACUUGUCAAAAUUCAAGUACGAGGAGUUAAACUAUUUCUAGUAGAUGGGAUGGUCAAUAAAUUUUUGUGUGUUCUAUUAGAUUGCUUAUGAUUGACCGGAUAUGAUGAUAAAUUGAGCUCUUUUAAAUAAUAUGUAUUAUCACAUAUUUUGACUUAGCGUUUUUAUGAAUACCCUAUAUCAUUGUAGAGCUAUUAGUGAAUCGUACAUAAUAUUUCUUUGUCACAUAACAAUCACAUUGUUUAUUUUGCAAUUAUUGCAAUAUUUUUUUCUGUAUCAAAUGCUUGUGUAAAACCACACUUAAAUGAAGAUUGUAUAAAUAAAAUAAUAAUUAAA